AUGCUCCAAAAGUUUGUUGGUUUAAAGUCCAUUUAAAUCUGCACUAUUCCUGAUGGCACUGGAACAGCACGCAGUUUAUCGUUAGAUCUUUAUUUGGGCAAAGAAUGGCGUUCACUUUUUCGCAAGGUGGCAUUGACUUGACCAAUGGCGAUUUAGUCUACGAAACAGACGCUGAACCCAUUACAGAUCCAAAUGUUAAUGGUAACGUGAAUCCAAAAUAUUCUGACAGUGCAGCCGACCGUGUGCCAAUCAGAAAAAAUACGCAGAUUGAAGACUCUGAUAUUGACGCUUGUCCGAUCGAUUGCGACCAACUUGUCAGAAAUGCAGCAAUGACAACCGACCCUGGCCAGUUCAAAUUCGAAAACAGCGCAGUUGAAAUCUCCAAUUCUUCAAGUGUCCGCAUUGGCAAUAGUUUCAAUCAGAAAACGGAUAUUACAUUUGAUAGAGCAACUUCAGUCAUAGUUGAUCGACGACAGUGGAACUACAUAAAUUGUCCGGAUUCCAAGAACGUCCCCUUCCAAAGAUCGGAGAGUCGCAUGGUUAUUGUCGACAAAGUCCAAACAUUUAAUCAGGACAGGUACCGCAACCGUUUGGCUUACUUCACUCCCUUGCCGUGGUGUACCUGGUUCAGUCCUCAUUUGGAUAAUCUUUAUACAGCACUUCAGCUUGUCACAAGCGACCGCUUCGAUGGCCGGUCUGGCCCCACCUUAAUUUCUCUUGAGCAAAUUGUGCAAGAAAAGCAGAGCGAGUUUCCACUUAAAAAUGGGGGCCGCCCGUGCCGUGUACUCAUCGAAGGUAAUCCUGGUUACGGAAAAACCACACUAACCUUGAAGAUGGCCUUUGACUGGGCAGCAAAAAAGGAGUAUAUUGACAAAUUUCAUCUCGUCUUUCUCAUCCCACUGAGAGACUUCCAAGGAGACUUGCAGAGUUAUCUAUUUAACGAAUUUUUCCCGCAACACGAAUCGUUGGAAGACCGAGAAGACUGGUGGAACUACAUUAAAGAAAACCAUCAGAGCAUAUUAUUCAUUUUGGACGGACUUGAUGAAUUAUCGUCCGAACAUCGAGCUCCUAUAGACAUGCUACUCAAGGGCAACAUAUUCGACAAGGUGAGUGUAGUGGUGACCUCGAGAUCGGUCUCAUCAGACGACAACAUUCUGAGUUAUUUCAACCGGCGCAUUGAAAUCCGCGGUUUCGGAUUGGGACAAACAGAGCAGUUUAUUCAGAACUAUUUCCAAAUCAAGGAAAAGCCGAAUUUGGGUACCAAGCUAAUCAACCUCCUUGACGGACCGUAUUCAAGCAGCCGACAUCUCGCUUCUUGCCCGUUAACGUGCCUUUUCCUUUGCGUCGUCUUCGAAGACGAAGGCAAUGAAAAUCAAGAGAAAGGCACAAUAAAUGAUGGCAUAUUGCACAAGAUGACCCAAAUCUACCAAGGACUUGUUAAUUGGCUUGUUCGAAGGGCGCUGAAUAAGAAGCAAAUCUCAGGAAUCCAGGAUGGAUCGGCUGCAAUGUCUUCAACGUCAUUUUAUACUCAGCAAGAUUAUGAAAAAGCCCUCUCCGAUUUCGGUCUGUUGUGUCUUCAGGCUUUAGCACGAGGUGGCACUCAGUUCACUCAUGAGCAGUUGAAAGAACUACCGGAUAACAGCUGUGAGCUAGUGCUGGAAUUGGGUCUGAUGAUCCGCAGGAGCGCACCUCGCAGCACUACACUAUGCAUCCCGAAAAACCCCUGCUAUCAACCAAUCCACAAGGCGUUUUUGGAGUAUUUGGCCGCUUGGUACUUGUCCGGCUCACUUGAAGAGCGCUUUGUCGAACAUUUCAGCUUACUGCAAUCCAGUUUCAUUUCGCGUGAAAGCCUCAAUUUGAUUUUCAAGUUCUUGGCUGGAUUGUUGGCAGAGAACGCUGCAGUCUUCUUCCGUUUGCAUCAUCUUUCAGCGUUUGAACUUCCAGUCAUAACCCUCUUCGAGCUGCUACGUGAAAGUGGCGCUACCUCUGACAAUGUGCGAGCCUUGUCAUCUAUUCUCGACAGUGAAAUAGUCGUCGUCCGAUCAAAUCAGAUCGAGCUGGAUGGCUGGGCCGGACUGCUUGCUGAACCGGACUGUCCUAUUCGCUCAAUCAAAUUCGUCUGGGCUGACGCGCCGUUUAACAGCGCCGCCCUGGAUCGUUUCUUCACGGCUUUUCAGACCAAUCGUUCUGUUAUUUGCCUAGUUGUUAGUGCAGCUUGCGGGCUUUCGCCGGACGAGAAUGAUGUAGUGGCCAUGGGAGCUUUCACAGUGCAGGCACUGAAGAAAACUCAACUACGUCACUUUAGUCUGCACUUGAUUGGCGACACCUGGGCCACUAAAGUUAUUACGGCCGUUAACAACACGCUCAACUAUCGCUACGUUGCUUUUUCCUUGACUUCUAUCAAGAUAAGCGUUGAUGUUGGAACUCAGCAAGUCGUCGCGCUCAGCCAAGGACUGCGCCAAUCUAAUGUGAAAUCUCUCGUCCUGUCAAAACUAUCUUGCGGACCAGAAGGCUACGUUUCGAUCGCUUCUCUUUUGAAAUCUCUCCAGCACCUCUCAGUUUCUUUAAAUCUGCUCAAAACACUGCCACCAUCCAGAGUGGAUAAGCGCUUUGAAGAAGGUUCUCCAGGAGAUUUACAGACGUUGGAAUCUUAUUUUAAUGCUGCGGCACGUCAACGUGCUGGAAUAAAAGUUCCGGAACCUAUAGGUCCAAGAAAGUCAGUCGAUACUAGCUCAUCAUCAGUCUCUGCUAAGCACGCUGAAGAAACUUCCCAGAACGAAGCAAACUUGUUAGCAUUGAUUUUGUCUGUGUUGGAAUCCAACAAUCACGGUGAUUUCAAGCUCCAAGAUGGACUAAGGUUGCCAGGCAUCUUGGUUCCGAAUGCACUAGGGUUCUUUAAACUAAAUGAACCUGAGUGUUUACAAGGUAGCCACACAAGCGGUUUUCAUUCACUUUUUGUCGCUCUGCAAGCGCCAGACUGUCAGUUGUCCAGAUUGGAUUUAACGGGAUGCUGCUUGGAACCGAUGGAUUUGAACUGUUUAGGGCAAGCCAUACGUCACAGCCAAAGUCUUAAGUCUCUUCGGUUAGCAAAAUUGAAAAGAUUUGAAGAAGUCAUUCCUAUUCUAAUCAACACUAAUUUGACCUGGUUAGACGUCUCGUCUGGAUAUAUUAGCAUCGGUAAAGGAAGUAUAAUCAAGCUGGUUUAUGCUCUGUCAACCGCUUUGAAGCUGGUGUCGCUUUCUUUGGCUGGAUGGAAGUUUACGAUCGACAACAUCUCUAUUCUUAGAAUAGUAGAUCGAUUUAUGAGAUCUAGUCCACUGCAGGAGUUGAACUUGAACGGUUGUCGGUUCUUGAUACAAUUGCCUUUACAUACUGUACCAGUACCUCCCAUUGGUACUUCAUGCAUGUCCAUAAUCAGUCAAAUUGCGACAAACCCAAAUCAUGACCAAUCUCCAAGGUCAAAUUUAACACAAAUGUUUGGCGCGUUUCGUCUCAAGUUCCCUACCGGAAAUUCGAAUCAACCAUCUCCAAACGAUCCCCUUUUUAACUCCAAAUGUCCUGAAGAUUGCGAGGAAAUUCAAAGUAAGGAAGACAUGGAAUUUUACAGUGAUAACCUUAACGUCAAAAGUCAAUGGCCUCACUUGACGAAGCUCUCUUUGACAGAAACAGUCGCAUCGUUUCAGGGAGUGGACAAAAAGGAAGUUGAGGUGGUGGGAGGUCCAGAACUUUUUGUUUUACUGGACCAGCUGAGGAAUUUGACAGAGUUGUCAGUCAGCAUGAAACCCAAGAUGCCAGAGAGCGCCGCACCUGUUCCUUCCAUUCCACCGUUGAACGACGCAUCCACCAAGAAAUUCUUCCGUUCCGUUCACCAACGACUUGGCCGGAAACUGACAAGAUUGUGCAUGUCGUUUUGCUCCAUCGCUUGGCAGCGGCCAUCGCAAACAGCUGCCACGUUGAUUCGUCGUCUACAGAAGUGCGAGAAACUUGUGGAACUUGAAUUCAAUUUUCUACAGUUCUGCGCAACCGCAGAGUCAGCAUGUCCGGUUACAGCGUCAGCUGUGAAACCGAAUCAGCAGUUACACGUGGGCCAAGGUGAGCCCAUUCAUUGGCUUCUGUAUGCAGUUAUUGCUGGUUGUCCACGUUUGGAAGAACUAUCUCUUAUUGGAACGACGCUAACCUUGACGCAAGCUUAUAACUUGGGAUUACAAAUUCGCGAUCGAUGGAGAGGCACCACAUUACGGAUUCACAUCUGGCGCACUAGUAACGACGAACACCAAACUGCUGAAAUAAUUUCAAUGAACUUGUUACACGCACUGAAGAACGAUAGCAAAUUUGAAACGGAUUUCAUCGGCGGUUUCAGAGCCACGGUCCUGAUUCGUCGCCGGAAGCAUCUGUGUAGUCUUGGAGCGCGCCUUAAUGACAUAAAAAUCGGGUUGCCUAAACUGCUACCGCUGUUUUGCUCUUCAAGCAGUGAACUGUUUAAUUUCCGGGUGAACGGAGCUAACGAUCAGCAAGAAAAUAUGGGAAAUGACAAUAUCGAAGAAUUAUGCUCUACGCUACCCCCGAGUUUAAGAUCACUUUUCGGACUAACUCCAUUUGAUUAUUCUAUCAUGCUAGCUCAUAACUGGGAUUCAAAUAUUUCGUGAUUGUGUCUUGCCUAAAACAGGCUAAGUAUAUUCUUCUCGUCUAUUUACAAAAUGUUAUUCCGAAUCAUGGGGAUUCUUCUUCAGACUCUUCCAAAACUUGUUAAUUUUGGCAAAUCCAUAUCGGACGGCUUUGACGAACCCGGCAGUUGGUAUUCCUUUAAUACUUUGAGUCCAACUUGAAGCUUUGACUGUUUUUUGUACAGCUGCAAAUAUACCAAGUGAUAUGUCAUUAUAGAAA
Molecule: messenger RNA, 4884 nt
Organism: Daphnia pulicaria
Lineage: Eukaryota; Metazoa; Arthropoda; Branchiopoda; Diplostraca; Daphniidae
Exons: 12
Coding region: 105-4646 (1513 amino acids)
Source: RefSeq, a predicted model, not a curated record